UCUAAUCUGUCGGGACGGCUGGGAUGCUUUAAAAGAGGCUCGUGGCCCUCACACUCCUUUUGUGUUGCUGCUGCGUCUUCGAGGGAAGGGCGAGGAGAGAAGGCGCAUUCUUCGAUCGGGAUCGUGAAUCAGGAUGGGAAAAUCUUACCCGGCCGUGAGCGAGGAGUACAAGGCCGCCGUGGAGAAGGCCAAGAGGAAGCUCCGCGGCUUCAUCGCAGAGAAGAACUGUGCGCCAUUGAUUCUCCGCCUUGCAUGGCACUCGGCGGGAACUUACGAUUGCCAGUCCAAGACCGGUGGUCCUUUUGGCACCAUGAAGCUCGCUGAGGAGCUUGGCCAUACCGCGAACAAUGGUCUCGACAUCGCCGUGAAGCUGCUACAGCCAAUCAAGGACCAGUUCCCCAUCUUGAGCUAUGGCGACUUCUAUCAGCUUGCGGGAGUCGUUGCUGUGGAAGUCACUGGUGGCCCCGAGAUUCCAUUCCAUCCCGGGAGAGUGGACAAGCCAACAUGCCCAAUGGAGGGACGGCUUCCAGAUGCUACCAAGGGCGCGGAUCAUCUCAGAGACGUGUUUGUGAAGCAUAUGGGUCUCACGGACAAGGACAUCGUGGCUCUUUCUGGCGGUCACACUCUGGGAAGAGCACACAAGGAACGAUCCGGGUUUGAGGGCCCAUGGACGCACAACCCUCUCCAGUUUGACAACUCCUACUUCACGAUACUGCUGAGCGGUGAGCAGGAAGGCAUCCUCACUCUCCCAACCGACAAAGUUCUCGUGGAGGAUCCCUCAUUCCGCCCGCUCGUGGAGCUCUACGCCAAGGACGAGGAGGCGUUCUUCAAGGACUACACCGAAGCCCACCUCAAGCUCUCGGAGCUUGGAUUCGCCGAGGAGUAAAAGCAAAGGGCGUAAAUAACCUCCGAGCAAGCCUUACUUCUUUUUGGAUUUUGUGGAAAAAACAUUAAUAGCAAAUGUAUUGUUAAGUCAGCUGGCA
This is a messenger RNA of Selaginella moellendorffii, 983 nucleotides long. RefSeq names its product L-ascorbate peroxidase, cytosolic. Bases 134 to 886 code for a protein of 250 amino acids. Gene Ontology annotation, molecular function: peroxidase activity; heme binding. The transcript is spliced from 9 exons. Gene Ontology annotation, biological process: cellular response to oxidative stress; response to reactive oxygen species; hydrogen peroxide catabolic process. Lineage: Eukaryota; Viridiplantae; Streptophyta; Lycopodiopsida; Selaginellales; Selaginellaceae. The record is from RefSeq and is a predicted model, not a curated record.